AUGGAAAAAAUAUGAGAGUUCAUUAAGCAUCAACUGCUGAGUGCUACUAAGAGUGUGGGCAAAGCUUUAUUUAGUGCAUUCACAAAGAUUUUGACUAUUUGUAAUUCGAUAUAUUUAUUUUAUUCUUCCGGUAAAAAAACGGGCUUGAUGAAGUGGCUUGAAGAUCGUGACUUGGAAUUCAAAAGCUGAAUAAGUGGAAAUCUAUACUCAAGAUUUGAUAAUUUGGAAAAAAGCCUUCAGGAUAAAGAAAAAAUUCUUGAAAAUCAUAAAAACGAUCUCAAGGAUCGUUGCGGAAAAUUAAAUGAAAGAAUUGAAAAACUCAACGAAAUUAUAAACCGUAUUGAGGAAAUUCAACAACUUCAAUGAAAUAAAACAGAAAGAAAGGAAAAUUAUUCGCAAGCUUCUUAUUCAGUGAUGGAAUUUUCUAAAUUGCCUUUAUAGCUUAUGCCUGACUAUAGCUAACUUUGUGCACAAUAUCCCUUCAAAAAAUUGAUGUUAAACUGAUGAUCUAGCGCCCAGAGCUAGGAAUAUUAUAAUCAGGCAUUAACUAUACAAGAUCAAACUCAAUUUUUCAAAUGCUUGAGCAAUAUAGAUAAAGUUCCGGCAAUUCUUUCUACAGCUAUUUAUAUAGUUGAUUUUGUUGGUGAAUUAUUUUCAUUAUUUUCAUUAUUAUGAUCCAUGUGAAUUGGCGGAGGUUUGCUUGUUCUUCAAAUGGGCAUAGAAGUUCUUUUAAGCUAUGAUGAUUUUAACAGAAAAGAAAAAUAUUUAUUGGAUAAUUUGAAAGCUUUUGAUGAAUAUAUAUUAAAAGUGAAUGAUGAAAUUAAAAAAUGUGAUUCAGAAAUCUCUAAUAUAAAUAGAAAUAUUUUACAAGAAAUAAAUAAUGCUUUUCCUGGAGUUGAUGAAACGAAAUUUUUCGAAGUUUCAGAAAAAAUGAUCAGCGAACUAAAAUCUCGGAAGCCAAUAAGCGAAAUAGAAGAAGAAGAAAAAGAAAAAGAAGAAGAAAAAAUUAAAAAAUCUUUUAUUGAUUGUGUGGUUAGUCGUUAUAAAUCUGGGACAAUUUCAUAUGAAAAGAUGAGCAUCGCUUUAAAGAGAAGGGGAAUUUCUGAGGAUGAAUUGAAAAAAAUUCAUAAUAACAACUAA
Molecule: messenger RNA, 1140 nt
Organism: Blepharisma stoltei
Lineage: Eukaryota; Ciliophora; Heterotrichea; Heterotrichida; Blepharismidae
Source: the annotation of a GenBank genome assembly